Messenger RNA from Aureobasidium vineae, 1344 nucleotides. The record is from the annotation of a GenBank genome assembly. NCBI's taxonomy places the organism in Eukaryota, Fungi, Ascomycota, Dothideomycetes, Dothideales, Saccotheciaceae.
AUGCCUUCGGCGACCUCUUCAACCCUAGAUAUUGUCGUGAUUGGAGCCGGCCUCGGUGGUUUGGCUGCGGCCAUCUCCUGUGCUCUCGGCGGCCACAACGUAACAGUCCUGGAACAAGCAAGAGAACUGGCGGAGGUACGUGUGUCUCGCGGUGCAAACGCGAUUGCCGACAAAAGGGAACUCAUCGCUGACCGACGAAUCAGANUCGGAGCCGGCCUACAAAUUACACCAAACGCAUCGAGACUGUUCCAGCAAUGGGGAAUUGAUAAGGUUCUCGAGCCGUUGGCGGCAGAGCCGACCUUCCUCGCCGUGCACAGGUAUUCUGACGGAAAAGUGCUCGCCUUGCAGCAGGAUUUUGACAAGAAGAUACGAGCCAAGUAUGGAGCACCCUUCUGGGACUUGCACCGUGUGGAUCUGCAAAAGACACUUGCACAAAGAGCAAAGGAUUUAGGCGUCAAGCUGAGGCUGAACUCCAAGGUAAUCAGUGUGGACUUCGAACAGUCGACAAUACAUCUGGAUGAUGGAACCACAUAUGAGGCAGACCUUUUGGUCGGUGCCGAUGGAUUGUGGUCCAAGUGUAGGGCGCAUUUCCUGAAGCAAUCCGGCAAGGAGGACGCACCGCUCCCGACCGGAGAUCUGGCAUACCGUAUUGUCCUCGAUCUAGAUGAUCUCCAGGAUCCCGAGCUACGGCAAUGGGUGUCGAAACCGGCAUGCCACUUCUGGAUUGGUCCUGGAGCUCAUGUUGUCGCAUACUCUGUUCGUGGUGGCAAGCAGUACAACAUCGUGCUUCUUGUGCCUGACAAUCUUCCUCCAGAUGUAUCAAGAUCUUCCGGAGACAUUAGUGAGAUGAGAGAGAUCUUCACCAAAUGGGACCCUAUCCUGAAUCGUUUCCUUGACAACGUCAAGACCGUCGACAAGUGGAAGUUGAUGCACCGUCCAGAGUUGGAUAGCUGGGUUAGCAAGAAGACCNAUCCCAUGCUACCCUACCUGGCACAGGGUGCGAACUCGUCAUUGGAGGACGGUGCAGUUCUCGGAAAUCUGCUCGCCGUAGUAAAGAGCAAAGAGCAGCUGCCUGAGGCACUACGUCUGUACGAGAACCUGAGAAAGAAGCGUGGUGAGGCUAUUGUUCGCGAGACCUUUGCCCAAAGGAACGACUUCCACAUGAUGGACGGGGAAGAGCAACGAGCACGCGACGAGCUGUUUGCAGGUCAACUCGGCAAGGAAGAGCCUGAGGUCAAGUUUCCGAGUCGUUGGACCUGCCCUGUAGUACAACCAUGGCUUUACGGUUACGAUGCGAAGAAAGAGGUGGAUGACGCCUUGAGAGGGUCAUCACUGGCUCAGUAA